ACCCGAGCGGCCCUGCUGGCGCCUUGCGUAGGGAGCAGCCAGAGCGCGCGUGUCUCUUCGGCGCUCUCUGCAAGUCCUUGCAGGCGCUGCACGGCUGGGGGGCACUUACGCGGAGCAGACACGUGCUUCCCGGCGUCCGGAACCCCUCUCGCCUCCUCCUCUUGUAUAUUGUAGUUAUUUGCUUCCCUCCCGGGGCUCCACGACAAGGCAGCAAUGGGCCACCAAGGUUUCUGGCUCAGCCACUUGCCACGGAUCUGAGCACUCUGGGGAGAGAAAGAGACAAAGGGCCUGUCUGAAUGAAUGUGCUCCUGACUUGCGGGAGAGGAAGGAGUCGAGAGGGGGCAAAAGUGAUGGCAGCAAGAGCAGGGCUGUGAAAGCUGAAAUUCCUCAGCCCUGCCGGGAGUACUCGCCCUGGCUACUCAGGGUUUGCAGCUCAGCCCUUUUGCUAGACUGACUUCCUCAAGUUGCAUUCUCCACUUCAACAAUGGAUAACUUCUACGCAGAGGGAUCACGGGUCUGGUUACGAGAAAAUGGUCAGCGUUAUCCAAGCACAGUACAUUCCUGUGCAGAGGGAGUUGUUGUAUUCAGAACAGAUUAUGGUCAGGUAUUCACUUACAAACAGAGUACAAUCACACAUCAGAAAGUUACAGCUAUGCAUCAAACAAGUGUGGAGAGUGUGGAAGACAUGGCAGCACUUGUAGACCUCCACGAGGGCUCCAUCAUGCACAAUUUAUUCCAGCGAUAUCAACAAAAUAAAAUCUAUACGUAUAUUGGUUCCAUUGUUGCCUCUGUGAACCCCUACAAAAUCAUUCCGGGACUGUAUGACCACACUGCAGUAGAGCAAUAUAGCAAGCACCACGUGGGGGAAAUUCCACCUCAUAUCUUUGCUGUCGCUAACGAGUGCUACCGCUGCCUAUGGAAGCGUCAUGACAACCAGUGUGUUCUCAUCAGUGGUGAAAGUGGUGCCGGUAAGACAGAAAGCACUAAGCUGAUUCUCAAAUUCUUAUCCGCCAUGAGCCAACAUUCGCUGGAAUUGUCCUGUAAAGAAAAGACCUCCUGUGUGGAGCAAGCGAUUCUUGAGAGCAGCCCAAUUAUGGAAGCUUUUGGCAACGCGAAGACUGUUUACAACAACAACUCGAGCCGCUUUGGGAAAUUUGUUCAACUGAACAUCUGUCAGAAGGGAAACAUCCAGGGAGGAAGAAUUGUAGAUUAUUUAUUAGAAAAAAACCGUGUGGUAAGGCAGAACCCUGGGGAGAGAAAUUAUCACAUAUUCUAUGCACUAUUGGCAGGGAUAGAAGAGGAAGAGAAAGAUGCAUUUUACUUAUCUCUACCAGAGCACUACCACUAUUUGAAUCAGUCUGGAUGUAUAGAAGAUAUGACAAUCAAUGACAAAGGCUCCUUCAAAGAAGUCAUUACUGCAAUGGAAGUGAUGCAGUUCAGCAAGGAGGAGGUGCGAGAAGUUCUUAGGCUGCUAGCUGGCAUUCUGCAUCUAGGGAACAUUGAAUUUAUCACUGCUGGUGGGGCACAGGUGUCCUUCAAAACAGCUCUGAGUAGAUCUGCAGAGUUACUUGGGCUGGACUCAACACAACUGACUGAAGUAUUGACACAGAGAUCAAUGAUACUCAGGGGAGAAGAAAUCUUAACACCUCUCAGCAUACAACAGGCGGUGGAUAGCAGAGAUUCUGUGGCAAUGGCACUUUACUCCCAGUGUUUUGCAUGGGUUAUUAAAAAAAUCAACAGCAGGAUCAGAGGCAAAGAAGAUUUCAAGUCCAUCGGAAUUCUAGAUAUAUUUGGAUUUGAAAACUUUGAGGUUAAUCGUUUUGAGCAGUUCAAUAUUAACUAUGCAAAUGAAAAGCUUCAGGAAUAUUUCAACAAGCACAUUUUUUCCUUGGAGCAACUGGAAUAUAGCAGAGAAGGACUAGUUUGGGAAGAUAUUGACUGGACAGACAAUGGAGAGUGCCUGGACCUUAUUGAAAAGAAACUUGGUCUGCUAGCACUGAUCAAUGAAGAGAGCCAUUUUCCUCAAGCAACUGACUCCACCUUGUUGGAAAAGUUACACUCCCAACAUGCUAACAAUUCCUUUUAUGUGAAACCAAGAGUCGCUGUUCACAACUUUGGAGUGAAACACUACGCCGGUGAGGUCCAGUAUGAUGUCAGAGGAAUCUUAGAGAAAAACAGAGAUACUUUCAGAGAUGAUCUCCUAAACUUGUUACGUGAAAGCAAAAUUGAUUUUAUUUAUGAUCUGUUUGAACACACUUCAAGUCGCAACAACCAAGACACCCUUAAAUGCGGAAGUAAACACCGGAAGCCCACUGUCAGCUUACAGUUCAAGGACUCAUUGCACUGCUUAAUGGCAACAUUAAGUUCCUCUAAUCCAUUCUUCGUUCGAUGUAUCAAGCCAAAUAUGCAGAAGAUGCCGGAUCAGUUCGACCAGACUGUGGUGCUUAACCAGCUACAUUAUUCUGGGAUGCUGGAGACAGUGAGGAUACGAAGGGCUGGCUUUCCAGUGAGAAGACAGUUUCAAGAUUUUUAUAAAAGGUAUAAAGUCCUAAUGAGAAAUUUGACUCUGCCUGAAGAUUUAACAGAGAAAUGUGCCGUCCUUCUUCAUCUGUAUGACAAUACAUGUACAGAAUGGCAGCUUGGAAAAAAUAAGGUCUUUCUUCGGGAGUCCUUAGAAAACAAGCUGGAGAAGCAAAGAGAGGUAGAAAUUACCAAGGCAGCCAUGAUUAUCCGUGCAUAUGUCUUAGGCUAUAUGGCACGAAAGCAUUAUAAAAAGGUGCUUUACUAUGUGGUUGUGAUACAGAAGAACUACAGGGCAUUCCUUCUAAGGAGACAGUUCCUUCACCUGAAGAAAGCUGCCAUAACCUUCCAGAAGCAGCUGCGAGGCCAAAUUGCUCGACGUAUUUAUAGACAGCUCCUGGAGAAGAAACAGAAAGAGGAGGAGAAGAGGAGGAAAGAAGAGGAGGAAAGAGAAAGGCAAAGGCAAGAAGCAGAAUGGCUUGCCCAGCAGGCCAAGGAGGAGAGGAAGCAGCAGGAUCUGGCAGCCAUUCAAAAAGCCCAGAAGGAAGCAGAGCUGAAGCAAGAACUUCAGAAGCAGAAAGAAAAUAAACAAGUGGAAGAAAUCCUGCGCCUGGAGAAAGAGAUUGAAGACCUGCAACGCAUGAAGGAGCAGCAAGAGCUAUCCUUGACAGAGGCUUCCUUGCAGAGGCUACAGCAGCUCCGAGAUGAGGAACUCAAACGGCUCGAGGAUGAGGCAUGCCGAGCAGCUCAGGAAUUCCUGGAGUCUCUGAACUUUGAUGAGAUUGAUGAAUGCGUCCGAAACAUUGAGCGAUCACUCUCUGUGGGGAGUGAUUAUUCUGCCACGCUCAGUGAACUGACUGGGAAUGCAUGCAGUGAAAAGCCCAACUUUAACUUCAGCCAGCCAUACCCUGAAGAGGAAGUGGAUGAGGGCUUUGAAGCUGAUGAUGACACAUUCAAGGAUUCACCCAAUCCAAGUGAGCAUGGCCAUUCAGAUCAGAGAACGAGUGGCAUUAGAACAAGUGAUGACUCUUCAGAAGAGGAUCCUUAUAUGAAUGACACAGUGGUGCCCACAAGCCCUGCUGCUAGCAACACUAUGCUUAUUGCUGCCGGCCACCACUCUCUCAGUCUCCACAACUCUUCGAGUGGUGAAUCCACAUACUGCGUGCCAGAGAGUGUAUCUUGCAGACCCCAAAAUUCUGAAGAACUAAUUUCUCCGGAAGGGGAUUAUGAUUAUGAUCAAGAUGACUAUGAAGAUGGUGCCAUCACUUCAGGCAGCAGCAUCACCUUCUCUAAUUCUCAAAGUAGCCAGUGGUCUCCUGACUACCGCUGCUCUGUGGGGACGUACAACAGUUCCGGAGCAUACAGGUUCAGUUCUGAAGGAGCCCAGUCAUCCUUUGAAGACAGCGAAGAAGACUUUGACUCCAGGUUUGAUACAGAUGAUGAACUUUCCUAUCGGAGGGAUUCUGUCUAUAGUUGUGUCAGCCUGCCCUACUUCCACAGCUUUUUAUACAUGAAAGGUGGUUUAAUGAACACAUGGAAGCGUCGCUGGUGUGUCUUGAAAGACGAGACCUUUCUGUGGUUCCGUUCCAAGCAGGAGGCUCUCAAACAAGGCUGGCUGCAUAAAAAGGGAGGUGGAUCAUCUACACUUUCCAGAAGGAACUGGAAGAAACGCUGGUUUGUCCUCAGACAGUCCAGGCUCAUGUACUUUGAAAGUGACAAUGAAGAAAAGUUGAAGGGCACCAUUGAAAUCCGAACCGCCAGAGAGAUUGUUGAUAAUACCGGUAAAGAAAAUGGGAUUGACAUAGUAAUGGCCGACCGGACCUACCACUUGAUUGCUGAGACUCCUGAAGAUGCUAGCCAUUGGUUCAGUGUGCUGAGUCAAGUCAAUGGUUCCACAGAACAGGAGAUCCAGGAGAUGCAUGAUGAGCAGGCAAACCCACAGAAUGCUGUGGGCACAUUGGAUGUUGGACUGAUUGAUUCUGUAUGUGCUUCUGACAACCCAGAUAGACCCAAUUUAUUUGUGAUCAUCACCGCUAAUCGUGUUCUCCACUGUAAUGCUGAUACCCCUGAAGAGAUGCAUCACUGGAUAACACUGCUGCAGAGAUCAAAGGGAGAUACCAGAGUGGAGGGUCAAGAAUUCAUAAUAAGGGGAUGGUUACACAAAGAAGUGAAAAACAGCCCAAAGAUGUCUUCGUUAAAGCUAAAGAAGCGCUGGUUUGUCUUAACACACAAUUCUUUGGAUUACUACAAGAGCUCAGAGAAGAAUGCCCUGAAAUUGGGUACCCUAGUCCUGAAUAGUCUCUGCUCUGUGGUACUGCCUGAUGAGAAAAUCUUUAAAGAGACAGGCUUCUGGAAUGUAACUGUGUAUGGGCGCAAGCACUGCUACCGUCUCUAUACAAAACUACUCAAUGAGGCCACCCGCUGGUCAAGUGCCAUCCAGAAUGUGACUGACACAAAAGCACCAAUUGAUACACCAACUCAGCAGCUUAUUCAAGAUAUUAAGGAGAACUGCCUGAACUCAGAUGUUGUCGAACAGAUUUAUAAGAGAAACCCUAUUCUCCGUUACACGCAUCAUCCACUGCACUCUCCAUUACUACCAUUGCCAUAUGGCGAUAUUAAUCUAAACUUGCUGAAAGACAAAGGCUACACAACACUUCAGGAUGAAGCCAUCAAGAUAUUUAAUUCUCUGCAGCAGCUAGAAUCCAUGUCUGAUCCAAUACCUAUAAUCCAGGGUAUCCUUCAGACAGGGCAUGAUUUACGACCCCUUCGAGAUGAGCUCUACUGUCAACUUAUCAAACAGACUAACAAAGUACCUAACCCAGGAAGUGUGGGGAAUCUGUACAGCUGGCAGAUACUCACCUGCAUGAGUUGCACAUUCCUGCCCAGUCGUGGUAUCCUCAAGUAUCUGAAAUUCCACCUCAAAAGGAUUCGUGACCAGUUUCCAGGAACAGAAAUGGAAAAGUAUGCCCUCUUCACUUAUGAAUCUCUCAAAAAAACUAAAUGCAGAGAGUUUGUGCCAUCGCGGGAUGAAAUAGAAGCCUUGAUCAGAAGACAGGAAAUGACAUCUACAGUUUAUUGCCAUGGUGGUGGUUCCUGUAAAAUCACAAUCAACUCCCAUACCACAGCUGGAGAGGUUGUUGAAAAGUUAAUCCGAGGCUUAGCCAUGGAGGAUAGCAGAAAUAUGUUUGCCUUGUUUGAGUAUAAUGGAACUACUGACAAAGCAAUUGAAAGCAGGACCAUUGUGGCCGAUAUUUUGGCAAAGUUUGAAAAGCUUGCUGCCACUUCAGAUGCUGGGGACGUGCUAUGGAAGUUCUACUUCAAGCUUUACUGCUUCCUGGACACAGAAAAUGUGCCAAAAGACAGUGUGGAAUUCGCAUUUAUGUUUGAGCAGGCUCAUGAAGCAGUGAUUAGAGGACACUACCCUGCUCCUGAAGAAACCCUCCAGAUCCUUGCUGCCUUGCGACUCCAGUAUCUACAAGGAGACUACAGUCUCCAUACCACCAUCAUGGAAAUAGAAGAAGUCUAUCCCUUACAAAGGCUAAAAUCUCAUAUUAUACAGUCUACUAAAAUGUUUACCCCAACAGAGAGGAUUGAGAGGAAGCGAGCCAGCUUUCUUGAAGGAACAUUGAGGAGGAGUUUCCGGAGUGGUUCCAUCAGUAAACAGAAGAUGGAGGAGGAGCAGAUGUUGGAUAUGUGGAUCAAAGAGGAAGUCUCAGCUGCAAAGACUAGUGUUAUCGACAAGUGGAAAAAAUUUCAGGGAAUGAACCAGGAACAGGCUAUGGCCAAAUACAUGUAUCUGAUGAAGGAGUGGCCUGGCUAUGGGUCAACGCUCUUUGAUGUGGAGUGUAAAGAAGGAGGCUUCCCACAAGAACUCUGGUUGGGAGUCAGUGCUGAUGCAGUUUCUGUGUACAAGCGUGGGGAAGGCAGGCCUUUGGAAGUUUUCCAGUAUGAACAUAUCUUGUCCUUUGGGGCACCACUAGCCAACACGUACAAGAUUGUGGUGGAUGAGCGAGAACUACUUUUUGAGACCAGUAAGGUGGUUGACAUUGCAAAAUUGAUGAAAGCUUAUAUAAGUAUGAUUGUGAAAAAACGUUACAGCACCUCUCGAUCAGUGAGUAGCCAUGGGAGUCAAAACAGCUCCAGAUGAAAACAGAACCAGUCUCACUGUGCCAUUAUCAUCAGAACAUAUCACUCGUGGCCCAUUGAUGGCCUGAAAAUACUGAUCAGAGUUGUCAACAAGCUACCCAAGAAACAGAAUUUUUGGGAAAAUUGCCAAGCAAAGCUUUUUCCAAGAGGCCUCUGUAAAAUAUCAACGUUAAUAACAACAUACUAAAAACUUCUGACUAACCUUCUUCAAAAUUCUGAAGCUUUAUUACUUUUAGAUGACAUAUUGUAUGCCUUAAAACUUAGUACACUGCCAUUCAAGCAGUAAGAAGUGCCUUAAGAUAUUAAAACCACCUUGUAUUUACAUAAAUUGUGUU
Pelodiscus sinensis (Chinese soft-shelled turtle) is the source of this 7001-nucleotide messenger RNA. RefSeq names its product myosin X (gene MYO10). Gene Ontology annotation, molecular function: actin filament binding; plus-end directed microfilament motor activity; phosphatidylinositol-3,4,5-trisphosphate binding. Lineage: Eukaryota; Metazoa; Chordata; Testudines; Trionychidae. The record is from RefSeq and is a predicted model, not a curated record. Gene Ontology annotation, cellular component: myosin complex; cytoskeleton; filopodium. Gene Ontology annotation, biological process: regulation of filopodium assembly; regulation of cell shape; cytoskeleton-dependent intracellular transport.